CCUACCGCGCAUUUCAACCUUGCCCUUUCGCUCGCAUCCGCGGGCAAACGGCUCAUUUGCGAGCUCCGUAUAGUCAGCGCCAUGGGUGCCGCGACUGAAGACGAUCGCGAGUACCUGCAGCAGCCCGAGCGGCCUCUCCGCCGCUUCGUCACCGCCAAGUAUGUUUGCAUAGCGUUGUCCUGCUUAGCUCUCGUGCUUCUCGCCAUAGCCUUGUCUUAUCCGAUUAGUAACCUGUUGGGCAUAAAGCGACUAGACGACGCUUACCAGAGCGCCAACGUCUCCGACAAUGAGAUCGACGACACCGCUCCCGAUGGCUUCCAGCCCACGCGGGACGGAUACAAGAGGAACGUUACGGAAACCAAAGCAGCACCGUCGCCACCACCACCAUCACCACCACCGCCGCCGCCGCCCGAGUCUUCUACGGCUGCGGAAACUACGGAGUCGACAAUUCCUACCACAUCGACUACGGAGUCCACUACGCAGCCUACAACGACCACAACGGUGAGCCCGGAGACCACUACGACAACCACGACUGAAGAGCCGUCGACGAGGAGGAGUACCAGGAGGCACAGAAGGUCUCACCGCGAAGAACCCGACAAUACGACCGCAGCAUCGCCGACGAACGAACCGUCGAGGCCGGCCGUGUGGUUGAACCGGACAAGAAGCCCCGUCGGGCCGAGCUACGUUGUGUACGAGGUCGCCAUGAAGAAGGUCAGCGUCCAGUUGAUCUACGAAUGCCACUGCCCACGCAGCCGGCGCUUCAUCGUGUCCCAGCUGUUACCCGUGUACGAGCUGCUGAGAGAGUACAUGCACCUGACCCUCCUGCCUUUCGGCCGGGCCCGCAUCGAGAACGGUACCGGCGGUGGUAACGAUACCGCUAGCAAUACCACCACUACGACUCCCAGCAGCGCCAACAGCACCGGUGAGCCGGAGAGUUCGGAGUCAGCAGAAGACAGCGGCUCUGCUGACAGCAACAGCAACAACACCCACAGCGACGGCAGUAACGGCACUAGCAGCGACCGCAACUCGACGUCCAGUCCGACCAUCAAGUGCCCGCGCGGAGAAGACGAGUGCCACGGCAACAUGGUCCAGACGUGCGUCAUGAGGCACGUCGAGGAGACGUUGACUGCGGUCCGGAUCAUCGCCUGCAUGUCCCAGUAUCCGGACCCGCACCGCGUCGGUCGUCGUUGCGUCGAGAAGCAAGGCCUGGAGUGGCACCUGGUGGACCAGUGCGUGACCGAGGAAGGGAAGCUGCUCAUGCUGGACAUGGGCAAGAAGACGUGGAGCAUCACGAGCAGCGUGAACAGCGUGCCCCUUAUACGCGUCGAGGGCGAGAUGAGUCACGUGAUCCAGGUCGAGGCACAGGACCAACCUGUUGGCGCUCAUAUGCGCACGCCUGCAGAACCGACCCCCGGCUUGUCAGGGCCGUGGAAACGCGACCCAGGCAGCGUUGCCCGGUAACGGCACCGCGACCACUGAUGCUCCGUCGCGUACCACGUCUGCGGCUCCGCCGUCGACGGGAUGCUGAACUGGGCGGCGCUGUCUUUAGGACAUGAUUUGAUGCCUUUUGUUUUGUUAUCUCGGCCUUAAGCAGGUUUUUCUGCGCUGUUUUAGCCAACUUUCUCAGUGUCGUUAUCUAAGCUCAUUUCGUCAUGUUAGAUUUCUCUAAUAUUUUGCUUUCUCUUGUGUGUGCUUUAAUUUUUUUUCCUCGUGCCGUUUUCCUUCCCCUUUAACAUAUUUGACAGAUUUGGGUCUCGGUGGCAGUUACCCUGCUUGUCACCCACUUUCUCUCUUUCCCAAAUAUUUUGCGUUAUGAUUGUUAACCUUAUAAUUGCUAUCCCUAUGUUACGUGUUGAUGGUGCUAAUGACCGCUCAUAACGGUGAAAUGUAUACUUUUGGUUGUUGAUCCUGUUGCGCUGUUUAAUUUUACCAGAAAACCUUAAUAUGUUAAUUUUUUUCCCAAAUUUACUCUCAUUCCGUGGAACUCGCUUAGCGGAAACCACCAGCAACAUGUUGCACGCAGUGUCGAUGUCGCGCGGCCAUGCAACUUAACACUUCCUCAAUCUUGUCACUUGCGAAUUGCUUCACCGAAACCCAGUCAGCUUCUGAUACCAUAUCGGAGGUUAACAGAGCUCCCAACUCGCCUUCCAUAACCGAAAGAAGACUAAACUCUGUGUUCUAUCACGUCUCCUUGUCAAAACAUGCGUAAAACAUCGACUAACGUAGGAUGAAUCUUCUCGAGACCUUGACGUCAACUAUGUUCAGCUUAAUUGUAAUUUCAAACGCUGUAUACGUACCUACGUACGUACCGGUGCAAAAACGUCAGCAAUUGUUAGCUUGCAGUAGAUUAAUAGUUUCUUCUUUCUACAUUCGGCGAAAAAAAAAAGCCAAGCAAAUUAAUUUAGCCGGCGCGAUUGUAGAAAGCUCACAAAAUGGCGCCAGCAGCGCCGCCGUUGGCGUCAUUGAAGUGUACCGGUACUCCGUAGCACUUCGCAAGCUGUAUUUCCUGAAACGUGGUUGCCGCGACGUUUUCCGAGCUUCCUGCAUUUGGUUCCGGCUCUUGCUGAGCACAGAAAGCAUGGACUCGGAGAUAUGUUACAGCAAGAAAGCCGUUGUCAGCGUAAGCGUAUAUUGAGGCUUUCUCUAAAGCCCCUCCAUCGCCGGCGGAAAACGCAUGGAGGGGCUUUAGCUUUCUCUAUCCCACAAGUGACGUCACAUUCGCCAGUUACGAAGAGCUCGUUGCCUGGUACGAGUGAGAAACCCUUUCGCAACAACACUGAAUGGACGGUGGCUGAGUGUACUCCGGCCGUUACAAACUAAGCAAAAAAAAAAAAAAAUGUCAGCUCCGCCCACAGCCAUCCUUGUCCCUCCCAGAUAAUUUGCAUGAAUACUCUACCCUAAAGCCCCUCCAUGAGUAGACGUGAUGGAGGGGCUUUACUCUACCCAAUAGCGCUUACUCAUUGUCGUGACGUCAAGCACCUCUCGAGCGUUUCCGAUAGUCGACUUUGCCCAUACAGACACACGUUUGUGUCGCUGGUUUUAAGGUCGGAAACUUGAACGUCCUGAAAAAUUUCAUCAGGGAUUCUCACAUCGCUGCUCAGCCAAACGAAAUGCGUUAGGUAGCAACGACGAACCUUUAACUCCUAGUACGCGUAGUGUUUACAUUAGCCGAGAAAAAGUACUAAUGGUUUGAGGUGAAACCAGCUGGCACGGCUUUCUUUCGCAUGUGAAGGGCAGGUGUGCCACAGUUCUGUGGGCGGAGCUAUUUUGUAGCGUUAGCUACACUGGCCGAGCUGGAGCAGUGUCGCGUGGCAGUCCGAGAGCCGUGCUGUGCAUGCGCGAGGAGCAGUGACGUCACACGGCGCACAGCUGGCGCACCUGGCGUGGCGAGCUACGCAUAUCCUUGCAUAGCCAAGCUAAGCCACUACAAUUUUUUUUGUUAGGUCGUAACCGAGUAUAGCCUUCAUAUGUCGAUCACUUCGUAUAUUCUCUCCCCCCCCCCAAUAAAUAAAUAAAUAAAUAAAUAAAUUAAUAGAUAAAUAAAUAAAUAAAUAAAUAAAACGAAAUACAAGAUGUUCUAUACAGAAUCUACAUAGACAUGGCAGCGGGCCUCUUGUCAGACGAUUCUCACUCUGUAAUCGUGCCACAGCAGUCAGUGAUAGCUGUAUCUGUGCGCUCUGGUGCUACGGAACGCACUUUGAUAUUCUGCUAGAAAGAAGAGAGGGAGGGUGGAGGGGUACGUCCGCUCAAGCAGCUGUCUGGAGUGCACUUUUAUUGUACAAAUGUAACCGCUCCUGUGGAGAAAUCAAAAAUAAAUCUGGCUUAAAAUUGGCA
Molecule: messenger RNA, 3834 nt
Organism: Rhipicephalus sanguineus (brown dog tick)
Lineage: Eukaryota; Metazoa; Arthropoda; Arachnida; Ixodida; Ixodidae
Product: mucin-5AC
Exons: 1
Coding region: 82-1461 (459 amino acids)
Molecular function (GO): oxidoreductase activity, acting on a sulfur group of donors, disulfide as acceptor
Source: RefSeq, a predicted model, not a curated record